AGGUCGUGACUCGUGAGUGUUCUUCUCCCCCCGCCAAUUGGCACCCUUCACUCCCUCCCCUCCUCAUCUCUCGUUGCCACAGCUCCUGAAUUUGUAAUGCUGUGCUACACUUGUCGCCGCAUUAGUUGGUGUCACGAUGGAGGAAUUAAGAAGGCCAUAAGCCGGCGGCGCCAUUGCUCCUGUCCCCUAUAGCCAGCUAGCUCGGUUUCUCGCCGCACCGCCUCUGCUCUUGCUCUGCCGGCUGCUCAGCUCCAUCGAUCUCUGCCUGGUGUUCCGAGAUGAACGACCUCUUCUCGUCGAGCUCGUUCAAGAAGUAUGCCGACCUGAAGGACCAGGUGGCGCUGGACGAGAUGGAGGCCGGCAGCGGCAGCGAGAGCGCCAACCUCGACAAGUUCUUCGAGGACGUGGAGGGCGUCAAGGAGGACAUCAGCGGCCUCGAGUCCAUGCACCGCCGGCUGCAGUCGGUGAACGAGGAGAGCAAGACCGCACACGACGCCCGCGCCGUCAAGUCGCUCCGCGCCCGCAUGGACGGCGACGUCGUGCAGGUCCUCCGCCGCGCUAAGGUCGUCAAGGCUAAGCUCGAGGCCCUCGACCGCGCCAACGCCGCCAGCCGUAAGCUCCCCGGCUGCGGCGCCGGCUCCUCCACCGACCGCACCCGCUCCUCCGUCGUCUCCGGCCUCGGCAACAAGCUCAAGGACCUCAUGGACGACUUCCAGGGCCUUCGGACGCGGAUGGCGGCGGAGUACAAGGAGACGGUGGCGCGGCGGUACUACACGGUGACGGGUGAGACGGCGGAGGAGAGCACGAUCGAGGCGCUCAUCGCGUCGGGGGAGAGCGAGACGUUCCUGCAGAAGGCGAUCCAGCGGGACCAAGGGCGCGGGCAGGUGAUGGCCACGGUGUCGGAGAUCCAGGAGCGGCACGACGCCGUGAAGGACAUCGAGCGCAGCCUGCUGGAGCUGCACCAGGUGUUCCUGGACAUGGCGGCGCUGGUGGAGGCGCAGGCCCACCAGCUCAACAACAUCGAGACCCACGUCGCGCGCGCCAGCUCCUUCGUGAUCAGGGGCACCGUGGAGCUCGAGUCCGCGCGCGUCUACCAGAAGAGCAGCCGCAAGUGGGCCUGCAUCGCCGUCGUCGCCGGCGCCGUGCUCGUCCUCGUCAUCGUGCUGCCGAUACUCGUCAACCUCAAGCUCUUGAGCGGCAGAUAGAUGCAGCAUGGCGCGCGGUGAAUUGGUUGAUCGAUGACGUAUCCGUUCGCCUCCAUCGAUCUCUUCUUCCGCGCUGCAUCUUCUUGAUGUAUGUGUUGUCUCGUUCCUUUGGAUUGAGAUGGGGAUUCUUUUAUCAUAGUUAGCCUUUCGAUUUGAUCUAAAAAAUGGAAAACUUGUCAUGGAUCAGAUCAGAAGUGUUACUUUAGGAUGGUUAUUAUCUGUUAUAUCAAAUAUUUAAAUUCCCUCU
Triticum urartu is the source of this 1452-nucleotide messenger RNA. Its product is annotated as syntaxin-124. The record is from RefSeq and is a predicted model, not a curated record. Gene Ontology annotation, biological process: exocytosis; intracellular protein transport; vesicle fusion. Gene Ontology annotation, cellular component: plasma membrane; endomembrane system; SNARE complex. Gene Ontology annotation, molecular function: SNAP receptor activity; SNARE binding. Lineage: Eukaryota; Viridiplantae; Streptophyta; Magnoliopsida; Poales; Poaceae.